Molecule: messenger RNA, 4942 nt
Organism: Bombyx mandarina (wild silkworm)
Lineage: Eukaryota; Metazoa; Arthropoda; Insecta; Lepidoptera; Bombycidae
Gene: Med
Product: Smad/Smad4 homolog Medea
Biological process (GO): cell differentiation; anatomical structure morphogenesis; BMP signaling pathway
Cellular component (GO): heteromeric SMAD protein complex
Molecular function (GO): DNA-binding transcription factor activity, RNA polymerase II-specific; I-SMAD binding; RNA polymerase II cis-regulatory region sequence-specific DNA binding
Source: RefSeq, a predicted model, not a curated record
UCUGUUUUGGUAUCAUGUCGCAUUAUAAAAAAUUAGAAAAAUUAUUCAGCAAUCAAUGAAUUACGACUUAUUAAUAGUCUGCUUUUGAAAAUUUAAAACGAAGGAUAUACCAUAAGAAGUUUCAGCCAUGAAUACGACAGCACCAACAUCGGCAGAUGCAUGCCUCAGCAUUGUGCAUUCACUGAUGUGCCACCGUCAAGGUGGUGAGAGCGAAGGAUUUUCUAAACGAGCCAUUGAAUCUCUGGUCAAGAAGUUGAAAGAAAAACGAGAUGAGCUUGACUCUUUGAUCACAGCUAUAACUACAAAUGGUGCACAUCCUAGUAAAUGUGUUACUAUACAGAGGACUUUAGAUGGGAGAUUACAGGUUGCUGGUCGGAAAGGAUUUCCUCAUGUAAUUUAUGCUCGAAUAUGGAGGUGGCCAGAUUUACAUAAAAAUGAACUGAAACAUGUUAAAUUUUGUCAAUUUGCAUUUGAUUUAAAGUGUGACUCUGUGUGUGUUAAUCCAUACCACUAUGAAAGAGUUGUUUCUCCUGGUAUAGAUUUAUCCGGCUUGUCCCUUCAAUCUGGACCCAGUAGAUUAGUAAAGGACGAGUACACGGCUGGUCUAGGUGGUAACGGUAUGGACAUGGAUACUGGUGAGAUGGUUACCAUACAGCAUCAUGCGACAAGUCCUAGACACCACCAUUCGACAAUACAACAUCACCAUCAACAGUUUCAAACAACUAAUAUUAUUAUGAAUCAAGGACAGACGCCCGAUGGCGUUCCGAGCAUGUUUUCACCGACCCACGGGCCUCGGACGCCGAUCCGGCCUUCGGGUGGUCCACCCCAGUUACCACCGCCGCCUUCCAUGGGACACUCGCCGAGCGCACAAAUGAUGCAAAAUCACACGGGACAAAUGCCCACACCGCAGAUGGUACCGGGGGCCUCACAACUACGAUCAGGAACGCCCCAAAUGGGACCCGCUACGCCACAAAUGGUCCCCGGAACACCACAGAUGGUGCCUGGUAAUCCGCAAAUGGUACCGAACACCCCGCAAAUGGGGCCGGGCACACCGCAGAUGGGUCCCAGUACUCCGCAAAUGGGUCCGGGCACGCCACAGAUGGGACCCGGUACACCUCAGAUGGGUCCGGGUACACCUCAGAUGGGAUCAAAUGUACCUCAAAUGGCUUCGCCGAGAAUCGCUUCGGCCCCCACGCAGAUGUCUCCGGGGACCCCCCAGAUGCCUUCGAUUAGUCAGGGAAUGUCCAUACCGAGCCCGCAACAAAUGGUGAUGCAGCAAAGAGCCAUAGCCCCUAAGCUGGAGCCACCCGACACCAUGGACGCCCGAGCUAUGUGGCUGCCAAAAAGAAUGAAUCAUUCUGGCACAAUUUCACCGAUAACCGGUGAGGGUACACAACAGAACGGGUUUGCUGCGACCAGUCCAGCACCGCAACCUAGUCCUCUUCAGCACCAGAGCCAACCACAGCCACCUCAGCAGCAACAACAACAACAGCAGCAGCAGGGAACGUGGACGGGUAACAACACGCUGACGUACACGCAGAGCCUGGCCCCGCCCCCCGCCGCGCCGCCCUUGCCCCUCGACGCCCCCGCACAUCACCACCACUACUUCAAUGGCAACCCCGGUGGCUUACUCUCAAGUCAACCAGCGCCCGAAUACUGGUGCUCUGUUGCGUAUUUUGAACUUGACACACAAGUAGGAGAAACAUUCAAAGUACCUUCCAGUAGACCCAAUGUUACUGUGGACGGUUACGUUGAUCCUUCAGGUGGGAACAGGUUCUGUUUAGGUGCUCUCAGUAAUGUCCACAGAACGGAACAAAGUGAACGGGCAAGACUACACAUAGGCAAGGGCGUUCAGUUAGAUUUGCGCGGCGAGGGUGACGUAUGGCUCCGAUGUUUGUCGGAUCAUUCGGUCUUCGUACAAUCAUAUUAUUUGGAUCGGGAGGCUGGCAGAGCGCCCGGGGAUGCUGUUCACAAGAUAUACCCAUCGGCAUGUAUAAAGGUGUUCGACUUGAGGCAGUGCCACCGACAGAUGCAGUCGCAGGCCGCCACCGCGCAGGCCGCCGCCGCCGCGCAGGCCGCCGCCGUCGCCGGACACAUCCAGCCGCAACACCCCACCAUGAAUAAGUGUCUAACUGCGGCCGCCGGUAUAGGAGUGGACGAUUUGCGACGUCUGUGUAUCGUGAGGCUCUCGUUUGUGAAGGGUUGGGGCCCUGAUUACCCUCGAACCUCGAUCAAGGAGACGCCUUGCUGGGUUGAAGUGCAUUUACAUAGAGCACUUCAGCUCCUCGACGAGGUACUGCACACGAUGCCCAUCGACGGUCCCCGGUCGACCAUCGAGUAGGAGUUGAUCGGCUUCUUUUGAGGCCUUCGAGCGAAUGUCGCGCAACUGUCGCGCGACUCAAAUGUGCAAGUUUGUUUCCGGACGACUUUGUGUCGCGUUCACGUGUAAUGGAAUAUAAAGUGUUGGUGUUGUGAGAUGUACAGUUUUGUGAUCGUUGAAAACCGUUUAGUGUUGGUUUAAUUUUGUUGCGUUUUUGUUUUUUUUAUUGAGGUGUGUUACAACGGAAAUUGUAUGCAUCGUAAUGUGAAGUUUUUACGGUUUGAGUAAAUCUCUUAAAUUACCAAGUGCAUACAUACAGCGUGUUGCAUAGCAAUAGAAAUGUCAAUUAAACAGACGCAGAGGAACGUUGAAAAGAUAAAUGUGAGUAAUACACCAUUCUGAUACAAUAAUAACAAGUUAGUUGCCAUAUUAAUUGUUGUUGAUUUAUUUAUUUUGUAUUUUUUUAUAAUUCGUUUUCGGCUCUGUCUUCCAAAAUUCGAUUAUUUUAAUUGUUUGUCUUCCUUCAAAAUUUAUUUGUAAAAUUAUUAUUUGGAAAUUUUCGAAGUAUCUGUUGGAUCAUGAAAUGGUUGAAAGUAUAAAGAUUAUAUACAUUAAAAGCUGACAAUUUAAAAAUAUAUAAAUAUAUAUUUUUUUCCAAUACUUUCGUUAUUACUAUGACACUAAAGUUCAAAAUAAAAAUAAAGGGCACAGCUUAUAUUAAAGGAAAGAGUUAUAUUGUUAUCGAAUACAAAACGGUGUAAUUAUUAUGCAUAUAAUGUAAGAAGGCUCUAGAAUGUAUUAAAUGUUAUGAAACAAACUUUGCACAGUAAAGUAGGGAUUUAUCGCUCGCGUUUAUGUAAAAAAGGUGAACUUAUAUUUAUGUCUUGUAUUUAUUUAUACUAAGUAAACAUUUUGGCUGUAUUGAUAAAUAACAUAGAAAUCAGAGAAUACAAGUAUUGAUGACCAAAAAAUAAAGUAAUUCGUGAAUUUGGGCUCAAUGGGGCUUUUGGUGGGUGGCGCAUUUACAUUGUACAUGUCCGUGGGCUCCAGUAACCACUUAACACCAGGUGGGCUGUGAGCUCGUCCACCCAUCUAAGCAAUAAAAAAAAGGAGUAAUAAUAUUGCAUACAUUAAUUGUUACACAUUACUGAAAAAAAGUGAGUUAAUAAUGAAAUUGCCCGUAACUAAAUUGAACAAACAAUAUAUUAUUGGGGUGCAACUUUAAUAAUAAUAUAGGUGAUCAGAGAUCAUAUAUUUUUCACAAGCAAAUAUAAUUUUAUAUCAUAAAAUAGUGUAUACUGGAUUUGAGAAUGAAUAUAUUAAUGAAGCAACAAAGAAAGAUAAACAUAGAAAAAAGGAAUAAGGUUAAUAUUUUUUUACAUUUGAAAACUGGAACCGUGAUGCUUUGUAAAUACCUCAAUGAUUCAUACAUAGUUCACACUAGAAAACUAAUGAUUAUUGUAUACUACAGUAUCUAUGCUCAAAUAUUACAAACAUAUGUUGUAGAUAUUUAUUCAAAUAUUAUUCAUAUUUUUAAACUUCAAGAAGAAUUUAUUAAGGAAACCAAAAUAUUGCAUUUUUAAUAUUAGAAUACUUUUACAACAAUUAAAUAUGACAAGACAUAAUUAUGGUUCAACUUGAAAGAAGCCAAAUAAGAAUUAGCUUUUCGUAUGGUAUAAGCUAAUUUAGGACGUAUAAUUUAUGUUUAGUGAUGUAAUGUGUCGAUUUUGGAGUGUGUUAUCGAUACGCGCGCUGAGGCAAGGCUGUAUUUUUGUUAGCGCGAUGUGCCUAGUUAGUGGAGUUGCAUGAAUCUAAUCGAUUUUGUUUAUCGAUAUUCAAUUCACAUUCAUAUUUUUUUAAUUGGAUUUAUAGUAAAUUGCAAUGAAUACUUUCAUAUUUAUAAUUUACUUUGUAAUAGUCAUGGUUUUACAGAGAAAUCCACAAUAAUGGGUACUAAAAGUUCAUGCAAUUUCGCUAAAUUGUUUUUCUUUCUAUGAUCUGUGAUGUGCUAACAAAACGUGUUAGUUAUGUAUAGUUGGCGCGUAAGCGAAGAAUGGCUAUAAAUUAUUGUGUGUGCUAAGAAAAUUGAAAAGGAAUGCGUUUCGUUUUUCUCAUUGGAGAAAAACGAACUCUCAUGCUUUUCAAUUAAUACAUUUAGGCGUUAAAUAGUUUAAGAAUAAAAUGACAUAUUUUUGUGUACGAAUCCCGCUGUAGGAUAUGUGAAAUGUUAUGAUGCAGCUAUUACACUUUCAUGUUCGGUCAAACGGAACAACACAAUAUUGUCAGAUUAAUUAAUAAUUAAUAUUUCAUUGAUAUAUAUUGAUAUAUAUAUAUUGAAUCAAUAAUAAAUAUUAAUUAAUAAUAAAUAAAUUAAUAAUUAUCGUUUAGAAAGAGACAUACAGAAGAAAGAGACGGAUAUAUCGAAGCAAACAACGUCAUCAUAAAAAUUAUUUGAUCCAUUUAUGCAAUGAUAUUUUUGUAUUAAAAUCGUUUGUCGUACAUUCGUCUCUUUGUUCGUUGGUGUUAAAAAAAUCAAUCAAAUUAAUCUCUUAAUAGCUAUUUGUUAAUGCAACUUGAGAUAUAUUGUAACUAUACUGAGACCUUAGAACUCAUAUCUCAAGG